GGGGGACAGCCUGAUGGGAAUGCAUGGAUUUUUUCAAUAUUGAAGAUUCUUCUUUCCCCUGUUUACAACUACCUGAUGUACAAGGAACCGCGGGACAACAGAUUCAACAUGUCCGAACCCCAACCUACCAUCAAAACCCGAAUCCUCGUCAUCUCAGACACCCACGGCCGCGACAUCAUACAAUGCAAUGAAUCCGCAGACGUGGCCAUCCACUGCGGCGACCUCACUCGGAGAUCCAUGCUAGAAGAAUACGAAGCAGCGAUUACCCUCCUCAAGCGGAUCAACGCGCCCCUCAAACUAGUCAUCGCAGGCAACCACGACUUCACCCUCGAUCCGCCCGCUUACCAGGACAAGAUCCGCGAAGCAGAGAGACUGCAGAUCAUCGACCCGCGGGUGAUUGAGCUCAUGCACGGCACCUCGGCGCAGGUCCGCGAACUAUUUGACCAUGCAGACGUCAGGGAGGAGAGCGGGAUCCGGCUGCUCGACGAAGGGACCCAUCAUUUCACCUUGAACAAUGGCGCGUCCUUGACCGUGUAUGCCAGCCCCUACACGCCCUGCUUUGGCGACUGGGGAUUCCAGUAUAGUUCCGAGGGAGGGCACGACUUUGCAAUCGGGGAUGCGGACGUCGUUAUGACGCAUGGCCCUCCGCGGGGCAUCCUCGACGAUAACACCCUAUCUGAUAAGCUGGCAGGGUGUGAGCAUCUCUUUGAGAAGGUCGCUCGUUCCAGACCGCUCAUGCACUGCUUUGGACAUAUCCAUGGGGGCUGGGGCGCCAAACUGGUCACGUGGAACGAAACACAGGGCGAGAAACCAUCCCAUCUGGCGGAUAUCGACCAUGACAAGUCGACGGUCAUUGAGGAUCUCGCGAGUCUCAAGGCGAGUGGGCGACGGCCGUAUUGCCUGACUGGGCACUCUUCUGAUGAUGCGAAUCCCCUUCAACACGGGACUCAAACUCUGUUUGUCAAUGCUGCUGUGGAGAGCUCUGGUCCGGAUGAUUUUCCUGUCCAUCCUGCUUGGCUGGUUGAUUUGGACUUGCCGGCACAGAGCCAGGAUUGAUUUCAUUGUCCAAGCGAUAUUGACCUUUACUUACCAUGGCACAACAGGGUUACAGGACUUUGUACCGAAUGAAGGUACGGAAAGAAAAGAAGGGAAAUUGAAAAGAGGAAGGAUU
Aspergillus candidus is the source of this 1171-nucleotide messenger RNA. RefSeq names its product putative metallophosphoesterase domain-containing protein. NCBI's taxonomy places the organism in Eukaryota, Fungi, Ascomycota, Eurotiomycetes, Eurotiales, Aspergillaceae. The record is from RefSeq and is a predicted model, not a curated record. Bases 76 to 1056 code for a protein of 326 amino acids. The transcript has a single exon. Gene Ontology annotation, molecular function: hydrolase activity.